AUGCCACCGCGGAUCCCAACACGAGCAUUCUCAGCCACUUUGACAGCUUCAAGAUCCGCUUCUUCCUCAUCAAAACCAUCUUUCCCCGCACCUAAAGCCGGACCAUCAACCUCGGCUUUUUCUUCAACAACUUCUAGUUCACCUACCGCAGUCACAAAAGCCUUGUCUUCUAUACCUACUACACAUAAGAUAGACACGAAAGGAAAGUCUAAAAUACCUUCUGGACCACAACCGAUACCGCCUCUACCUCGUCCCUUGGGAGUCUUCAAUCCCCCUAGUUCAAAUAGGAAAACAUGGUCUCAGAAAAAAGAGGAGUUAUUAGAUGAUGAUAGACAUAAAGCCAAAAGAAAGGCAUUAGUGAAAGAAGCUACACAAGGUUACUUUCAUGAUUAUAAUCGAGCAAGAGUUGAUGGUGGCGGUAAAUUGUGGAUUGCACCUAGUGUCCUGAUUAGAGAAGAUAAAGCACUUUACUUCCCAGAUAUAACAGGAAAAUCAUUGUUAGGUAACGAAACUCAUACGACAGAUUUAAUGAGAGGCAAAGUAUCUUUAGUGUCGGUAAUAACUACAAGAUUAUCAGAGGAACAUGAACAAUCAUUUACCAAACCUGUAUUAGAAGAUAUUGCUGGACAUCCAGAAUUCAAUUUUGUUCAAAUAAAUCAUCAAGAGAAUAAACUAAAAGCAAUGUUAGUGUCAUUCUUGAUUUCAUCUUUGAAAAGGACGAUACCACAAGAUAGGUGGGGUAGUUAUUUAAUUUCAGGAGGAGAAUGGAAUCGUGUAGAUAUUACCAAUCCUUUGGGAAUAGAAAACAAGCUAUUGGGAUACAUCUAUUUGGUAGAUCAAAACCUUAAAGUUCGUUGGGCAGGUUGUGGAAUGUCUACUCCAGAUGAAGCUCAAGCUUUAAGAAGAGCUACUGCUGUUUUAUUAGGUAGAAUCAAAGGGGUAUCGAAUGAGGAAGUGAAAGGAAAAGUGAAUGUCAAAGUAUCAGAAGAUAAAACAGCGCAGUAA
This is a messenger RNA of Kwoniella shivajii, 1005 nucleotides long. RefSeq lists its product as uncharacterized. Gene Ontology annotation, biological process: mitochondrial proton-transporting ATP synthase complex assembly. The transcript has 6 exons. The record is from RefSeq and is a predicted model, not a curated record. The coding region runs from base 1 to 1005 and encodes 334 amino acids. NCBI's taxonomy places the organism in Eukaryota, Fungi, Basidiomycota, Tremellomycetes, Tremellales, Cryptococcaceae. Gene Ontology annotation, cellular component: mitochondrial inner membrane.